Messenger RNA from Spathaspora passalidarum NRRL Y-27907, 5402 nucleotides. RefSeq names its product pepsin-like aspartic protease. Gene Ontology annotation, molecular function: aspartic-type endopeptidase activity. Gene Ontology annotation, biological process: proteolysis. Bases 3800 to 5107 code for a protein of 435 amino acids. The record is from RefSeq and is a predicted model, not a curated record. Lineage: Eukaryota; Fungi; Ascomycota; Pichiomycetes; Serinales; Debaryomycetaceae. The transcript is spliced from 2 exons.
GGGGUUAUUUUCUCCAGUGAAAUUUUCAAAAUGUGUAUACUGACUAAUUUUUGAUCCAAUUGUUUUUCAGCAUUCAACAUUGUUACAUAAAUGCACGGCACGUGACAUCACUAACAAGAAAAAAAAACUUUUAUUGUGACUGACGAGAUUUUUCAUUUAUGUAGUAGUUAAGUUCGGUUGCAAAUUUCAACACAUUCAUCUCGGCUUUUCUAAAUAGGGUUAAUCCUCUUGUUAGUUCCCUUUUAUAUGUUUCAAAAAGGUUAUCUUUUUCUUGGUUACCUUUUUCCGAUAAUUCAUUUAGUAGAUUCAUCAUUAGCUUUAUGUCACGCGUAGUAAUCGGAAGGUGAUUGCGAAUAUUUGUUUCCAAUAAGAAUACACCUCCAAAUAUUAAAUUGCUGCCACAUUUUUGAUAUUGCUGACAGAUUCUAAGACCAUACACAUCAGAAUCAAAAAAACCUAUGGUCAAGCUAGAAAAUGAUUCUGUAAGCCAAGCUAGAAACCUCAUUGUUAAUCGGUCGGGGAAACCCUUUCCAGUAAUCACAACAAAGUUUUGAAAUGUAUUGUGUGAUUUCAAAUACUGGCAAAAAGAUUGAAAUACUGCAUCUUUCUCUAUUACUAUUAUUAGUAACUUUUGGUUAUCUGUGAUUUCCUUACUAAAAAGGUGUUGGUAAUUAACUGGGAUUAAAAUCGGCUCUGUUGUAUGCAAACUAUUGUUCCAAUCUGCGUACAUCAUUCCCUUUUGAGAGGGCCGAAUAUUCAAAUCUUUCUCAAGAGACCAUUGUAGAGAGUCUUCGACUAUAAGUUCAAGCAAUCUGGUGCAAUUGGUCUGAUUUCUACUGAAUAGCUCCACGUCAUGGUAGUAAAUAUCUCUUACCGUUGUGUGGUUUCCAUUCUUUGCAUGCUGAUAUAGUAUUCUAAUGGUUUUAACAAGGGCAGCAAAUUUCUGUAUUUCUGCUAUGUUGGAAGAAAAUUGGGUAUAUGUUUGUGUCUUUCUAUAUUGGGUUUUUGAUGAUGGAUUAGAUUGUGUUUUGUAAAGAACUAUAGUAACAGGUUGAUAGUUACUAAUAUUUUGAUGAAUUUGCUGCCAAAUUUGUUCCAAAAUUUCCAACUUGGUUCUACAAGUUUGUUAAUAGGUGAACAAUACAAUAAACACUCAAUUAUAUCUACAUACUUUGUAUUGCUAUCAAUAAUAUAGAUGCAACUCAUGGUUGUUUCGACUUUUGUGGUGUGUUUGAUGUGAUACGAUUCACCUUGAAAUCAUGUUCUCAAAAUUUACAACAAAAAAAUAUCUCACUGUUUACCUAGGGUUCACUAGAAAAUAUUUCAUAAAAUGAUAAAAGCAUUAAAGUUUCGUCAUACCUGUAAACAUUUACCAAUUUGCCUUGUUAAAUCAACAUUAAUUUAAGAUUUAUUUGUGUGUGUGUGUGUGGUGUGUGACGUAGAAUAGAAUAAGAAGCGGAACACAGCCCGGAUCUUAAAUCCGUUAUAUCCGAUCUAAGCCCCAUGAUGCAAUUGAAUCAGUACCAGAUAACCAAGAUCAAUGAUAAUCAUUACGUAGUUUUAAACUUUGUUCAAUUUCUUCCCUUGCUUCUCGCUUCUCUUUAGUUUCAGUAUAUAAAGUUCUAUGGUUUGAAGAUAGAAAGUAUGAAAUAUACCAAUAGCCUAUAAUUACACCAGUUUCAUAGUGUAUUUGGUUCACGUGAUUUUCUUGGAAAAGUUUAGCCAUUCAUACAAACGAGGCUUCAGAAAUACUGAAUAAGAAAAAGGAAAAAGAAAGAAAAAAAAUAAACUAGAAAAACAGCAGAAAUUUCCCAACAACCACAUUUUUGUUUAUCAUUCUUUUCUUGGUAACAGUUUUGAUUUCAUCAGAUUUAUCACAUUAUACUUAAUUUAAAAAACAACAAAUUGAAGCAAAUUGCUAAAUGAGUAUUGUAAAUUAUGAAGUAAUAGGGGGGUCAUUAGUUAAACGUGACAAUUUAGACGGGUUGGCUAUUACAGGGGCGACUCGGUGGGCCUUUUUCGCAAUCUUUAUUGUGAUUAUAGCUAUAGUAUUGCUUGGAACCAUGAGAAUAAACAAACGAAGGGCGCGCCAAGGUGCACAACCCAUAUAUGGAACUAGCUGGAUGACACCCCCUUCAUAUAGACAAUCUCAGAAUCAAUAUCAACAGCCAGAUCAUUUAAGAGACCCCGACUUGCCAGGUGCUUAUGUUCCCGCAUAUACAGCCACGGCCAAUGAAUAUGACAUGGGAUACUAUGACAAUACUGGUCAAUACCAUCCUAAUCCAAAUGCAAAAGCACCUAUACCUCAUCCACCCGAAUCUCAUCAAAGAGUGCCUAGCACAGUUGGUGCUGGCGCAGCCACUACUUUACCUACAACUUUACAAGGCUCCAAUGACAAUGAUUCUAAUGAAAGUAUAGGUGAUUUAUAUAGAGCACCAAAUGGUCCACCACCUGGAGUAGUUGCCAAUGGUGACACCAACGUUGGAAAUGAUCAAUCAAAUGAAUUCAACCCUCCUCUUGGGCCACCUCCACAGAGCAGUGACUUAGUUAUUGAAGGUUCGUCAACAUCUGCUUCCAGUCAAGGAGAGAACCACUUAUCAUCAUCUGAAAACUUCAAGUCAUCAAAAUCAUAAACAUAGCACAAUUCUAGGUUCAGGUCGACUUUCGGUUUCAAAAAAGUGCUCUUAAUUUGUUUUUUUAAUUUUUCAUUUAUUUCAUUAUUAUUACUUUAGUUUUGUUGUUAUCUUUCUCGAAUUUGGAUACAACUUUCAAAGUAUCUGUUGAGAUCUGAACCAAGUCAUAGAAAAACUUACCAAGUUGCUUUAUCUGGUUAUAGUAUAAAAUGCACAUAGAUUACCAUUAAUUUGCAUUUUUUUUUUCCUGGUAAGAUCAAAUGGUGUUCCGAACUUUUUUUUUAAAAAAAAAUAAAACAAAUAAAAUUAAAGUCAAUAAAUUAUGCAUUAGUUCAAAAGCUUGUAAUUUAAUAAAUUGAUCGACUAAGAGAUUAUAUUCUGCCCGAUACGCAAUAAUAUAAGAAAUAAAAUAAUGUUAUUUUAUUCUUAAUGUCGUAGCGAUAGAUCUAGGAAUGCUUUACUAUAUAGAUCAUACGGAAUAUGUAUUCACCAUUGUUGUUUAGUCAUAUGACUGAUAUUGAGUUUACUUCAGUUUAUUCUAUAGUGUAACUUUUUUUUUAUUUUCUUAAUCCUAUAGAAUGGUGGUUUGACCCCGAUUCUUCGUAUCGAGAUAAUAUUCGACUAAACUACGAAUAUAAGGAAAACGACUAUAAUAAAGGAUAGAAUUUUGUGACCUGAAAGUCAACUCUAGUAAUUUACACUUAUAAUUGCUUUCUAGUUUAAUCUUAAAUGUAUUUAUUUCUCAGGCUAAUUUCCAUAAGGAAGAAUAUAUAAAUUAUAAAAUUGGGGAGAUAAUUGACUAGUUUACAGUAUUAACUAAGCGAGUUUAAUUCGUCAAUCAAUCCAAUUUUAAAGUAUAAUACCCCAUGUUCUCACACAUAUUAUGAUUAUGAACAUUCUUUUUUCAUAAGGUUAAAUAAUCCUUGGUAUAAUUCCAAAUCGGUGUUGUGGGGUAUUAGUAAACAAGUUAUUUGUCAUGACUAUAUGACAACCUUAUUUUUUUCUUUUUGCAUCUUGUCUGGGCAGUCAAGAUGAUUUUAGAUACAACAACGAGCAAGGUGGUCUGAUUAUUUAUAUCAACCGUUAUAUAAAUGGGGUAGAUUUUUCAUUCAUUUGAUGCUUUCGAUAUGAUUUUGAAUAGACAACUAUAAAAGAAAACUUAAGGAAUGCUCAAACUUUUGCUAUUACAGUGGGUUUUAUGUGGAACAGCAUUUGCAGCUGUGUCACCGGGAUAUUUUAGUUUAGAAAUACGUACGAGUCAUGUCUCCAAAAAUGGGUUUGGAAAAAGAGAUGCUGUAGAUAUUUCCUUAAAAGACGACAAGCAAUCCCUGAUGUUGACUGAACUUCAAAUCGGUUCAAACAGAGAUAAAGUUGAAGUAGUUGUUGACACAGGUUCAAGCGUAUUAUGGGUCAUGGAUCCUGAUGUUGAGUGUAAGACAAGCCCACUUACCGGCAAAGUCACAGAUUGUAAGGCUCAUGGAACAUUUUCAUUUCAGGGGUCUGAAACUUUCAAUAAAACAGAGGAACCAUUUCACAUGGAAUACGAAGAUAAAGAAUCUGCAGAUGGAUUUUAUGUUAAAGAUGACAUUUCUCUUGGUAAUGAUGUCGAUAUUAAAGGGUUUGGUUUUGGACUCGCUAAUGGAACUUCGCUGGAUUUCGGAAUCUUAGGGAUAAGGAUAAGUUUCCCAGAGGCAAAUUCGACUGGCCAGUCUCUUCCUGUGGAAUUGACAAAUCAGGGGAUAACUAAUAGAAGUGCAUACUCAAUAUUCUUGAAUAAACCUAAUAAAAAAGGAUCAGUUCUAUUUGGAGCAGUUGAUCAUUCGAAAUAUUUAGGUGACUUACAAACGGUUCCCAUUGUAUAUGACGAAACUGAGCCACAUAUUAAAGUAAAUGUUUCGGGAAUAGAUAUCAACAUGAAUGGUACCAAAGUGUCUGGAGGUAUUUCUGAAUCAGCAUUUCUUUUGGAUACAGGAACAGCUAUAUCACGAUUCCCCAAGCUGUUUUCAGAUACAUUGCUUGAACGAAUAGAAGGAUCUGAAUAUGAAGAUUCUGUAAGCUUCUUUGGUUCUCUUGAUUGCUCUCAAAUAGAAAAUCUAAAGUUUGAGAUUAAGUUUGAUGGUAAGACAAUCACAGUUCCGGUAAAAGACUUGGUUUAUAAGAAAGUACAUAAUAGCACAGAUGAAGGAUGUGGUUUUAUGAUCAAAUUUGAGGAUGAUAACGAUGACUUAAUUUUGGGAAUGGAUGUAUUAAGAAGCAUAUAUUUCGUGGUUGAUUUAGACGACAAGGAAGUAUCCUUAGCACAGACAGAUUUCAGUAACGGAAAGCAAGAUAUUGAGGCAUUCCCACCUCCUGGUGUGAACAGAACCUUAGCUUCCAGAGGAAGAUCUGAAGAGAAAGUAUCCUCAGCCAACUCGAUCGUUUCUUCCAUCGACGUUUUACUCUGUUUAGCUAUUUCCUUAACCUGGCUACUUUAAUGUGAUUGUACCCAAUCAAAUUUUUACAUAUUUGUUUUAUGAAUUAACAAUUACUUUAAUUUUCUUUGAAUCUAUUUGUAGAAGUAUUGAACAAGUUGGAGCGAAGAACAUUAUUGAUGGUUGGCCAAAAUGGAAAACUUAUAGAGAUAUUUAUUUGCCCUUUGAUGCCGAAAUACUUGCAGUAUUUCUGUGUAUUGUUCAUUUAGUCAAAGCCAUAAUUCUUUUAUAAGGGUUAAGAUUGGAAUUUAGUAUUAAAUUCGAUAUACUGCAUAUUUGAAAACAUGAUACUAUUUAG